ACCCCCCUCAGACACGUCCAAGCCCCCCCAUUUCUUUCCCCUAGACAGGCCUCUAGACACCCCCAAGCCCCUCCAGCUCGCCCACUCUCAACCCUCCCAGGUUCCCCCAAAUCCCUAUCUGCACUCAUCCAGAGCCCUCGGGUCCCCCUAGCAUCCCCAUCUCAGUCCCUCACCUCCCCAGGUCCAUCCAAACCCCCAUCUCGGCCCCUCCAAAGCCCCUGGGUCCCCCCAGCAUCCCCACCCCGGCCCCCCAGGCCCCGUCUCUGGGCGCAACAAUGGCAUCGGGGCCGGAGCUGCUGCGCUUCCAGCUGCCAGGCCACGAGGCAGCCACGCUGCGCAACAUGAACCAGCUGCGGGCCGAGGAGCGGUUCUGCGACGUGACCAUCGUGGCCGAGAGCCUCAAGUUCCGGGGGCACAAGGUGAUCCUGGCAGCCUGCUCACCCUUCCUGCGCGACCAGUUCCUGCUCAACCCCAGCUCCGAGCUGCAGGUCUCGCUGGUCCACAGCGCCCGCAUUGUGGCCGACCUGCUGCUUUCCUGCUACACGGGUGCCCUGGAGUUUGCCGUCCGCGAUGUAGUCAACUACCUGACGGCUGCCAGUUACCUGCAGAUGGAACAUGUGGUGGAAAAGUGCCGCAAUGCCUUGUCCCAGUUCAUCGAGCCCCGGAUCGGCCUCAAGGAGGACAAGCCUGGGGCAGGCGGGGGCCCGCGCCCAGCCCCCUUGCGCCACACCAAACCGGCCCCCCGCAAGCCUCGCCCACCUGUCAAGCUGGAGCUGCGCCUGGCCGAGGAGCCUGAGCCCAAGGACGAGGACGAUGAUGACGAGGAGGAUGACGGGGACGAGGAUGCCGUGUCCGACAUCUGCAUUGUCAAGGUGGAGUCAGCCUAUGAGGUGGCCCAGCGCCACCGCAAGCAGCACUUGCUGCAGCCCGCCUGGGCCAAGGAUGGGGCAGCAGGGGCCAGCUGGGUCAAGGACGGGUCUUCUACCGCCAACUGGGUCAAGGAUGGGUCUUCCACAGGCAGCUGGGCCAAGGAUGGGUUGUCGCCAAGCAACUGGACAAAGGAGGGGUCAUCGGCGGCCAACUGGACAAAGGAGGGGACAUCAGCAGCCAACUGGGUCAAAGAGGGGUCAGCCAUGGCCAACUGGAGCAAAGAAGGGUCUUCCAUUGCCAACUGGGCGAAGGAGGGGUCAUCGCCAGGUAACUGGGCAAAAGAGGGGUCGUCGCCAGGCAACUGGAGCAAAGAGAGGUCAUCACCGUCCAACUGGGCCAAGGAGGGGUCGUCGCCAGGGACGUGGGCCAAGGAAGGGUCGUCGCCAGGGACGUGGGCCAAGGAGGGGUCGUCACCGGGGGCGUGGGCCAAGGAGGGCAGCUGGGCCAAGGAGGGCCCCGGUGACGGUGAGGGUGAGGACCCGGGCCCCGAGGCGGCCGGGCCAGGUGCGGGCGGGGGGCCGGCGCGCUGUGCCAAGUGUGGCGAGGCCUUCCAAGGGGUGGAGAAGCUGGUGUUCCACAUGCGGGCCCAGCACUUUGUCUUCAUGUGCCCGCGCUGCGGGAAGCAGUUCAACCACAGCAGCAACCUCAACCGGCACAUGAACGUGCACCGUGGCGUCAAGUCCCACUCGUGCGGUGUCUGCGGCAAGAGCUUCACACAGAAGUCCACGCUGCACGACCACCUCAACCUGCACAGCGGCCUGCGGCCCUACCGCUGCUCCUACUGCGAUGUGCGCUUCGCUCACAAACCCGCCAUCCGCCGCCACCUCAAGGAGCAGCAUGGCAAGACUACGGCUGAGAACGUGCUGGAAGCCAGCGUGGCCGAGAUCAACGUGCUCGUCCGCUGAGCCGGGGCUGGGUGGGGUGUGGGGGGCCCAGGGGCCUGGAGAACCCAGGUGUCCGGGGUCCAGAUCCCGUAGCAGGUAGAGAUCACAGGCAUCGGGUGCCUGGACCCUGCUGUGGGUGGAGAACCCGCACAUCCAGGUGUCCAGAUCCCAUAGCAAGUAGAGAACCCAGGUGUCCGGAUCCCAUAGCAGGUAGAGAACCCAGGUGUCCGGGUGCCUGGACCCCACUGAGGGUGGGGAGCCCGGGUGUCCGGGGGCCAGAUCCCGUAGCAGGUAGAAAAUCCGGGUGCCCGGAUGGCAUGGCAGUGCAGAACCCACAGCAGACAGAGGACCCAAGUAUCCAGGUGCCCGGACCCGCCAUGGGAAGAGAACCCAGGUGUCCAGAUCUCAUAGCAGAUACAGCAGGGGUUCCCAACCCCGGGUCCACAGCCCGGUGCUAGGAUGGGACGGGCUGGCUGCCGGACCAGAAGUGACUGCGGACCGGCAAACUGGGGACUGGAAGUGACGGGGAUCCUGCAGACUGGCAGCCAACCCUUCCCUAUGCGGAGUAGAAACAAGGGUUGGGGUUGGUCCGCAGUUUGCCGGUCCGCGGUCGCUUGCCGGCCCUCAGCAUAAGAAGGCUGGGAACCCUGCGACGGAGAACCGGGCGUCCGGUGCUUGGCCCUGCCAUGGGUGAGACCCCCGGUGCCCAGGUCCUGUAGCAGGUAGGGAUCCCAGGGUCCCGACUCCACGGUGGAAGGAGGCACCAGGCGUGCAGGAGUCUGGCCCCUGGGCAGUGCAGGUCCCGCGGCGGGAGAGGACCGGGGGAGGGGGGGGGUG
Messenger RNA from Alligator sinensis (Chinese alligator), 2651 nucleotides. RefSeq names its product zinc finger and BTB domain containing 12 (gene ZBTB12). NCBI's taxonomy places the organism in Eukaryota, Metazoa, Chordata, Crocodylia, Alligatoridae. The transcript has 2 exons. The record is from RefSeq and is a predicted model, not a curated record. Gene Ontology annotation, biological process: regulation of transcription by RNA polymerase II. Bases 276 to 1835 code for a protein of 519 amino acids. Gene Ontology annotation, molecular function: DNA-binding transcription factor activity, RNA polymerase II-specific; protein binding; RNA polymerase II cis-regulatory region sequence-specific DNA binding.